AUGUUUGUGGGUUAUACCGCUGUCGGUUUCGACAUAGCCCUGUGGGUACUGCUACUCUUGAGGAUCGUGGGGCUUUGGGGACUGUUUGCGGACCAGGGGAGAGGUGGGAGAAGCGAGGGGAAAAGCCAGGGCUAUGGAAUGUUUUUGAUAGCACUGAGUGUAUUGGGAUGGUCGGUGGUAAGUGAUUUUAUUAUUCUGGGCUCUUAUUGUGCCCCUGAGGGAGGCUAACACCAGGAUUAGGGAAGCUUUCCAUACCUACUAAAGGUAGGAGAGAGUAUCUUUGUUAGAAUGAUCCCAUAUAUCCUGACCCUAGGACUUGCUCUUGGUAAGAGCCAUUAUACCUGAAAAGAAUAAAGUAGAAUGUGGGAAGGUCGGCUAACGCAAUUUGAUCCUUUCAGGUGUCCUUGCUCUUUUCCCCUCCAUAGUGUUUUCUGUCCCUCUCAAGUGCUCGAAUGGCUUCUACGGCUCUCGUAUGCAACGUUUAGGGACGGUUGGGGGUAGCCCUCGACCAGCAGGGCCUUCGUCAUCACCAGCAUUCAAGCAGAGUCCUCCUCAAACUGGAGAUAUCGAGUCGAAUAAGCACACGACGGGCUUCUGCCCCCGAGAUAAGGGGCGUGCGACCCGGGACAGCAAUGUGUUCGGAGGUAUCAUAGGCGCGCCUAUUAUCCACCCUGGUGCUGCUUUGCCGUGGCCUUUGGAUAAUACUACAGGCCCUGACAGCAUACAGAGCACCUUAAAGGCAUAUCCGGGAGGGCCAAUUGGUGCAACAUCUGUUGCCCUCCAAGAAAAUUCAAAGAGAAAAAGUCUGGUAGAAACGCUCUUUCCAGCUCAUGCGGGCGGAAGAGCUGGUAUCUCAGGACCAAUACUUCGUGGAGGCGGUUUUGCGGAGCCGAGUGGCGAGAUUUCAAGUCCAAGGGCGACGCCCGCCGCAACCAAUCCCUUUCCAAAAGUGAGGACGGUAUCAUUGCGUGCGGCGAAGGAGGCAGAGAGACAGAGGAUCGACGCUCAGUUCGAAAGGGAUCAAAAGAAGCUACAGGAUGCGGCGGCUACAGCAGGGGACAGUGUAACAACACCCACGGCAUUGAAGAGUAUCCCGGUCACGCCGAAAUCAGGAAAGACCGUUGAAAGGACCACAAGUGUUAAGAGAAAGCCAGUGUUUCCAAACGAUACUCCUGGGCUUCCAUCAGGCCCAGCCCCUAGGGUGAGUGCUGUAGUUGGCAAACGGGGACCCCAACCCCAACGGAAUAAGGAAACUGAGACCGAGCCUGAAGCCGGACCGGAGAGCCCUUCCAGCCUAAGGGAAUCGGUCCUAGCGGCAGCAGUGGACGUCAAUUGGGGAGCAAUGAGAUAUAGUACAAACACAUUUGCUACUACGGAUGAUGAUGACACGACUCGUUAUACCGCAUAUUCGAACUUGCCCCACCCACUUCGAGCGCCUCCGAGAGAGGCAGGACCGGGGGGGGCCGACGGGGGUACGGAUGAUGACGCAAAGGUUCUGUUUGUAAACGAGAUCGUUUAUGAUCACCCGGCCCUAGUUAAUUCGCUUGUUAGAGGACCGGAUGCCCAGGAGGGAAGGAAGGACAUUGGCCUGACUACCGCUAGGUCCUCAGGCACCCCGAAUGGGACCACCGUGACCGUCCGAAGGAGCCCGUCGUCCACCAAGCGACCGCAGCUCCCCACGACUCAAGAGGCGGAUGAGGCACCCUCGGUGCCAAGUAUUUCAGCCUCGGUUAUGGACAGACCAAGACAUAUCCGAAAAGACUCUGGGAGGGGAAUCUUUCCUCCAGCGAGAGAUUCCGAAAUUGUUUUAGAGAUGAAACUCAAGAAGGCGGUCAAUACAAGCAAGUCUUUACCACCCCCACCACCGCCUACAGAACCCCUACCUCCACUGCCGGCUCAAAAUAAAGAAUUUCCGGCACCGGCCAUAGUUCCUACCGAAGCGCCCAGAGAGAAAAAGGUGGACAAGAGGCCCACGGAACUGGUUUUCCCUAUCCCCCCUUCUAGAGGACCAUCAACAAGGAAACCCGUGCCCCCGCCAGUUAGCAUCGAGCCCCUCGGACUAAUAUCGCCAGAAGUGGUGCGCAUGGUACCGUCUUCGCUUCUAACAGAACCGAAACUACGGCUACAAGAAGAGAGAUUAUCGGUUGCACCCAAUGUUCCCGAAAGAUCCGAAAGCCGCAUGGAUGUCAUUUCCCCCUUCCCCGGGGAUGACAUCGACUCUGCCACAAUCUCAGAUACAGCCUAUGAGACUGCCAAAGCAUGGAUAGCAAGUGUGGCUUCUGUUCGCAUGUCAACUGGUGCCCCUGUUUUGGUUAACGUCGAGGGAGGUCAUCGGGUUUCUUAUCCCAAAGGCUCCGGCAGAGAUUCUUUGACCAUUAAGCCCUUGCCUGCGCUUGCGUAUGAUGGGGAUGGUUUGGGUCCCGGAAGUAGUAGUAUUUCGAGUUCCACUUCUAGCGCGGUGUUGCGCAAGAGUGUACUUUCUUUUAUCGCAUCGCCGAAGGACACCCGCGGUGAUGGGGAUGUUACGGAUGUGGAAAUCGAUUCGGGUUCUGAAAUCGGGGAUGAUGAGGAUAAUUAUGAGGGGGUCGGGGACAGCAGCAGUGGUACUGAGACAACACAAAGUGAGGCUGGCGAAAUGAUCGGUGCUGGAGGCGAGGGAUACUCGACGGAGGACGAUGAAGAGGACGAAGAGUACCUGACCGACAGCGACUCACAAGAAUUUUUCGGUCAUAGAGAUGGAGUCGUUAUUUCGGGGAUGGACGAUGGGACCGAGUUUGGUAAGAUCGAAAUGGCCGAACGUAAACUUAAUGCUAAAAUGGAUUCUAUUGCGAAUGCCAUCCCAAAUAUAUCGGCAUUUCCCCGUCACUUCAACAUUGGUGAUCACAUUCCUACAUUUUCAGAGAGUAGAAGGAAGUAUGGCAGCAAGAGGAAGCCACCCCCGUCCCCUCUGGGGUUCCUGAUGCGCCAGCGGCAUAUGUCCCGACAACCGCCUAAUUUACAACAGGAUAGAAUCCAAGCUCGACUCACUUUGCUCGCAGAGAAUGUCAGUCGAAAUGUGGCUGUUCUGGAUGAUCUCCUUGCAAAAAUACCAGCGGAGGCAAAAAGCAAUAGGAAUACCCGGGUCAGCCUCACCUCUGACGGUCGUAAUUCACUCAUUGCAAAGCUUGAGCAGGAAAUGGGACAGCAGGAGAACCAGUGGCAUGGGAUGCAGGAAGUUCUACAGAGAAACUCAUCAGCAUCCGCCCAGGAGUCCCGGCCAUCCUCGAGAGUUUCUACAAAUCUAGCUCAACGCCGCUCACUGUUUGAGAAACUUAGUAGCGGAAUAGACCGACGCCUAAGCACUGCACAGAACUCCACUACUACUGUCUCGCGGAAUCUUUCUAGGACUACAUCUCACACAUCAACACUAUCAUCUAGUAUGACGGCUGGGGCAUGGCAGAGGCAAUUAGCAGAGGCUCAAAUUGAGUAUCUACAGCAUGCACCGUGGAAAAGCAACAACGUAACAACAACAAAUGCUCUCGUCAAGCCUUUCGCCAUCCUGAAAAGUCAGGACACACCCGUUUCGGUGGUCUCGGAAUCCGAAGAGUACGGGUAUGACUCUGUAACUGACUCCGAGGAUGAUGGUUAUGAGGACGGUGAAGAUGAGGAAGACGGUAUAAUCGUGUACGAUGGUUUGGAGAUUGGGUCACCGGCUAAUGACGAAUUAUGUCGAAAAUCCUCCUGUAGUAGUGACCACAACACCAACUUUCUUAUGCAGCACGAAGGGAAGGAAACUAUCACUAUUUUGAUCGAGGGGUCCUCCAAGUCAUCUACUCACAGGAGUGAUGAGGGGUUCGAAGGAUACGAAGCGGAGGAAUGUCUCGAAACACUACCGGCUACCGUGUACUCCCCUAGCAUGCAUUCUGAGAUAUCGGUUACCUGUUUCUCGCCUUCAAUGAAAGUAGUAUCGCCGGCCGAGGGGGCCUCGGCGUCCCUACUAUGGAGCCCCCGAUCUAUAUCCCGAGAGAGAGAGCAGGAAGCUGGGGAGACUUCUCUUUGGAACAAAAAUCGUCAAUCCGCCCCAGCACCACUAUCCCGCCCAGCUGCUAUGGGUGUCGGGCCUUUUCAACGAGUAUCCUUGGAACCUCCAACCAUCAGCAGCACUGAACUUUGGAAAGUGCGGAGCACUGAGCCGUUGUCUCCACGAUCAGAGAUCUCAGUUGAGAUUUGCCUAUCCCCAUCCAUUCAGGAACUCUCGCCGAAUCCGGAUCAACUGGGACCGUUCCCGCGGAGCCCGCAGCCAAAUUUCCCACAAAUCCCACAAACUAGCAUGCUUUGGAGUUACCGUUCAUUGGCAUCAGAGCCUCCGGUUGGCUCUCCCGCCGCAAUCGGCGUGAGGCCCCGCCAAAGUACAUUCUUGACCCCUCUAAGGAUUUACAGCACCAGGCUCUGGCGCAAGCCGCGCUCACACCCGACGUGUGAUGAAGGCGGAUUGUGGACCAAUCGCAAAGUAUUCAGGCCGAAGAGUAUAAUCACACCAAAGUCCACAAUCGUAGCCUCAAAGUCAAAGGGAAAGUCAAAAAGAGUAACAUUUGUCGAAGAAGUAGUUACAGGUCGGAUCCCAUUUCUCAGUCAAAGUUGUCAGUCGCUAAUGAGGUCAUAAUAGUCGAGCCUACUGGUUUCUUCGGAAAACUCAAAAAGUUAUGGGGAGUUCAAGAGACGGUUUCGGUGAAGCAGAUUGUCGAAGUUCCCGUCGCAAAACCUAUGGAAGAGACAACAGAGAUUCAGGCUCAGAGUGAUCCCAGAGAGCAAGAGAAGCCAAUCGUAGAUAUCGUUCAAGAGAUCACCUCAAGAUAUCGGAAUAAAGCACUUCCCGGGCCCCCAACUGGGGCGGAUCAGCCACUGCGGGGGAUCAAAACACUCUGGUCGAGAGAAAAUAUUGAGGCGCGGAGACAAUUGGCUGAAACUAGAGGGAUGUGGGCUGUCCCGUCGCAAAAAGCUGCCCCACGGGAGAAUGAAUUUAGGGACGAUAUUUCGGCAAUUCGCGCGAAACGGAGAGCCCCAGCGCUUCUUCCGGCUCUCACUUCUGCGCAGCUUUGGGGAAACCAGAAUUCCUCAGGAGUUCACGUUGAACCCGAUGAGAUCACUAAUGUGUCCGUAAACCUCUGGUCUCCCCCUCACAAAGCUCACCCUCCUCUAGAGGCUGUAAUUUCUGAUGGUUUUCAUGAACUCGAUGCUGAAAGCGCGGAUACUUCUCUCCCUGCUGGAUCCACUACCGGACUCUGGAAGCCGUCUUUAGAUUUGGUAUCGGACGAAAAUUCAGGCACGGAAGAAUUCACCCAUCUUUGGCCUUCUGCAAACGUACUAGUCUCCAGAGAUCAAACCAAUCUUUCCCGCUCGACGAAAUCCUCUCCGUUGGCUCUGGCAGCUCUUAUCUCAGCCGGCCUUUGGGCUUUGCCCUCUAGAGUUCCUCACAAACAGGGACUUUGGACCGCGCCCAAGAAAAUCACCGGCCUCUGGCCUCAAGGAGAGCGGCUUCAGAAGCCAUCUCCAGGUAAUCUUUGGCCGUCUGCAUCCCCACCACCUACCAUCGAAAAUUUUGUGGUUCCGUCUCACUCCUCUCCUCGCCUACUGGAAGCUGCUGUUGUAUGCUUCAAAUCCACCGGGCUCUGGAAAAUAAUUGCCGAAGAAUCAACAGAAUCCGGCUUGUGGCCCGUGCCAAUUGGACGGAAGGGACUGUGGCCUGAGGGCGAGACUGAGAGGCCAGUAUGCAUUGGAAGACUUUGGACUGCUCCCUCUGCUCAAUCCGAGACUGUCCGAAGAACCAAUAUCAAGUUGGUCAUGACAAAUGAUAGCGAGAGGGUGAUGUAUAAGAGGAGUCCGGUUGACACUAUCGCCGAUGUUACAGGCAGUAUGUGGAAUCCACAAGAGGGAAAGCCUGCGCAAUCAUCCGGAUGGCUAUCGGGGGGACAAGAAUUCGAGGCUUCCCCUACCGAAUGUGCUGAAUAUAUAACGAGCUCACCUACCCCGAACACCCCCAGCCUGCCGGAAUUAGUCCAGGAGCCGGUUGAUAUUGCGCCCGUAGAAAGUGCUUUGUGGACCCUAAUUCCGACUAUUGUUGCUUCACAGACUUCUAGCCGUCUUUGGAGAUAUCAAGCCAAGACCUUGCAGUCUACAAACCGAAUCCCUAGGGCUAACGUAAACGAUUCCGACAGCUUGCGAAAAGUCCGUCGAUCAAUUCACCGCAUCCUUGCACCAGCCAAAGGUCCUCUAUGGAAAAAGGAAUUAACCGGCAAGUCACACCCACAGCUUUGGGCGCAAUCUUCAAAAAGGGAUGGCCUAUGGAACAGCAAAGGGGGCACAACAGCCUUCACAAAUAUCAACGCGCUCUUGCAGAAUACUAACUCCUUAUGGACAAAACACGGUAAAUACGUGAAACCGGUCUUCGAUGAUCUCUCGUUGGUUUCCUUUCGCUCAAAAAGACAACUACCAAUGCGUCCUUUGGAAUUAGCCCACGGCACCCUCUGGGUAGCGCCUAUUCCUAUGAGCCAUGGGGAAAAAAAAGAUCACAAUCGGGGAUUAUGGAAUUCAAGGCGGGGGGUCGAUCAGGAAAUAUCGGAAGCCACGCCUCCACUCACAACCGCCCAAGAGGAAGAAUUAUCUGUAAGCCCGAUCCGUGCGCAUAAGCAUAACUUGCUCUGGCAACCGGGCGGGCCAGCUCAGCCGGUACAUUCAAGUUCGCCAAUGCCCCCUGUCACACCAUCGAAAAGCAAUAAGCGACAUGAUGAUUCCCCGCUUUUCUUGGCUCUGCCACCAGCUACAGGCUCUGUGUGGAUGGCUCCUGCUUCAAAACCAAACCCAUGUCUGCCCAGAUUAUGGACACCAUCACCCGUGACUCUCAGGGGACUUUGGUCUUUCGAUAACAAAACCCCCUCUCUCGCUCUCCUCGCCCGAAAAAACAAUCCUCUUUGGUCUAAACACAACACCCCAAAGCCAAUCUUCCCUACUUUAACGACCGAAUCUCGACGCACGUUCCCAACAAGGCCUGACGUUACAGUUUCCAUGGCAGGACCUCUCUGGACAUCUUCACCUGUUGAAAUUCGGCAACCGCAACUAUGGAAAUCACUGGGGAAAACAGGUGAAAGACUUUGGACCGUCGAAGGAACUGCUCCUCCCCUUUCCCAGAUCGCUGAUCCAAAGGUUGAGAAAACGCCAUUGUGGAGUAGGGAAAAUAAUACUACCGCUCCCAUCUUUUCCGAUCUAUCCCUCGCCUCGCUUCGAAGUAAGAGGGAUAUUUCUACCAAAACUUUACCCGUUGUUGAGGAGGGCCUUUGGACGAAGCGAAUCAAUCCCCCUGAAGCUUCGCGGAAAACUGCAGGAUUAUGGGGAAAAUUCGAAGAACUGCCCAAAGUGGAGGCUGCUCCUAAUCACGUUCCCAUACUCUGGAAUAAAGAAGGCAUCACAGCUCCCAUUUUUGCUCAUUUACCUACCGGUUCUGCGCGAUCAAAGAAGGACACGUCUUCGAUCGUUCUCCCGGUAUUCACCGAGCCUAUGUGGAAGAAGGAAGUCGUAUUUAGAGCAAAGCCAGAGUUGUGGAAGCCCACGCCAAAACCUACCGGAUUGUGGGAUGCGACUUCGAGGACUAAAACCUUGGCACAGAUGACACUUGAAAAGAAGGCAAAGGGUUCGCCUCUAUGGAGGAAGGAAGGGGCUCGUAGGACAACUAGCGCUAUGCCGAUAAGAACAGAUACUGCGGUACGAUUAUCGGACAGAACCGCUCUCCCGAAAGUGGCUGGAGGCCUAUGGAAGCCGAAGGUUCCAGUUAAACCCGCCGCGCAACUUUGGAUACGCAGGAGGUCAAUGAAGAUAGAGAAGCAGGCUGCAGGUAUUCUCCUAUGGACGCGAGAGACGGCAUUAAGAACCACAGAAGCUACCCCCGAGCGAACGAAAGUCUCCUUUACCCCCUCGGAUAGUCCCCUACCCAAGGUAUCCGGAAAUCUUUGGCAAAGGAAGACACCUGAGGGGCCGAAAGGGUUAUGGAAGCGAUCUCUCGGGACAGUUUCAUCCGCUGCCCUCCGACCCUCGGCUCCUCUAUGGUCUCGAGAAAAGGCCUCGAGACGAACAGCUGCUGUUCCUGAACGCCUUUCCCUUACUCCGAAAAAGACUUUCCCUGUCCAGGCUGAUCCCCCCAAGGCUUCGGGCAAUCUAUGGAAGCCGAAGGCCAAGGCCGCUCCUGAUGGCCUUUGGGCCAAACCCACAGUUAUCACGACCAAGCCCAUCGCCAUUCGUACUGUCCUAUGGACUGCAGCUUCAGCUUCUCGUACAACCUCCGCCGCGAUUGCACGGAGCGCUAUUCCAAAAAGAGUUAUCGAAGAGCCCCUGCCUAUAGUCUCUGGGAACAUGUGGCAGAAGAAGUCUCCCGAGAAAUCAAAGGGACUUUGGAAGCGCGAAAUCAAGACAACUGGGACCUCCUGGAAGACUGCAAAAACACCGCUUUGGACAAAGGAAGGCGCAGCACGCACUACAACUGCCAUUCCACAGCGCACCCCAUUUGUGCCAAAACCUGCCUCUACAAAACCGCUAGAGCCUGCAACCGGAGAUCUGUGGCAGCCUGAACUCGCUGAGAAAGAAGCUAUCACGCUCUGGAAACUGAAACCUGCAGUCCCUAAGGUGGGUGUUUGGAACGCAGAGGGAACAACCCCCUCGCUGGCGGAGAUCAAACGGGAGCUCGCUUCGAAGUAUACCUUAUGGCAGCGAAGAUCUGUUCUAGCAGCACGUGGCGCAAACGGGGAUAUUUUCAGCAAUCGAUCUUCAUUCAUCCAGAGGAAGUUAACCAUGAACCCAAUUCAUCUAGACACCGCUCAAAGCGAUCUCUGGAAGCCAACGGAGGGCUCUGGCGACGAUGAUGACACUUCAUGGAUGAUCACCAACACUCCGCCCACAGGGGCCCUAAGCCACACAUCUACACUUUCCGACAUAAGCGAAAUUUCGCCACUCACCUCGGCAGUUGAUGCAUACGAACCUAGGAUCAGGACUCAUUCCAACAAUCCCAGCAUUUCCUCCACGAGCGGGCUUUGGCGACCGUUGUCCAAUAGCCCAUCGUCUAAGAAGGCGGGGUUGUGGUCAAAUGAUGAGACUCCAGCGCCCUUUGUGGAUCUAACUAGUGAUAUUAGGGCCGAGCGGAUUCCUUUGCCCACCCAGAAGGAAAAGCCACUCGAAACCUUUGAUCGCUCUCAUAAUUUAUGGCAGCCGGAGAUCUUGUGUGACUCAAAGGUAAGGAUCGACCCCCUCCCUUCCGGCGCUAGGUGGUCCCAUAUCUAAUCUAAUUACUCUAGACAAUCCGAUCGAACUCCGACGCUUCUGAGUAUUGCACUGGCGGCUCGGUUUCCGAAUUCUCAGACGACUCUUUCUAUUCGGCUAUGGGCGCACACAGCGAGCAUGGAGGUGAGGAGAACGCUCCUUCAAAUGUAUUUGUUGGUCAAUUCCGAAGGGACAAUUACAUGAUUCGUGAGUUCCACUAUCAUCUCCAUUUUCAGGUUUUGGCACUAACGAUGCGCAGAUGUUCAAGCGCCUGAGCAGAAGCUAGCAGAUGAUUCCCCAUUUGCAAGCCAUUUAAGAAUCCCCUCCCUCAGGCGCAAGCUCCGAUCGGCAGAGGAGAGGAAAGGGCGGAUCACGGGCGUAAGUGAGGGGCAGAUUUCCGAAGCAGAGACAACGGAGAAGGUUGUGGCUCCUAGCGCAGGAUAUCUUUGGAGUAAGGGAAUUGUUUGAAGCCAUUUAAUGUCUAGGUAACAUGGCAUGGAUCGAUCUAACGCAUAGCACGGACAACUAAGCGGUUGGCCUUUUUUUUUUUCCUUCUUCCUCCGUUUUUCUUUUUAUUCCCUCCUCUGUAACUAUUUUUUUGUAUAAGUAAAUUUAAUGGUAAGCAGCGUUGGGUUGUGUUCGCC
Molecule: messenger RNA, 9923 nt
Organism: Tuber aestivum (summer truffle)
Lineage: Eukaryota; Fungi; Ascomycota; Pezizomycetes; Pezizales; Tuberaceae
Source: the annotation of a GenBank genome assembly